Messenger RNA from Daucus carota subsp. sativus, 1791 nucleotides. RefSeq lists its product as uncharacterized. Gene Ontology annotation, molecular function: DNA helicase activity. The coding region runs from base 1 to 1791 and encodes 596 amino acids. The transcript is spliced from 4 exons. Gene Ontology annotation, biological process: DNA repair; telomere maintenance. NCBI's taxonomy places the organism in Eukaryota, Viridiplantae, Streptophyta, Magnoliopsida, Apiales, Apiaceae. The record is from RefSeq and is a predicted model, not a curated record.
AUGACUACGAAUUCAAAAUGGCCUGAGAUACAAGAGAUGAUGAAACAUCUGCCUGGUGUGAAUGUGGCCGAUGCUCCAGAUGUGGUUGCACUGAUGCACGUCAUUGAAUUUCAAAAACGUGGCCUGCCACAUGCUCAUAUGUUGAUCUGGCUCGACGACAGGGAUAAGCCUAAGACUGCGGAGCAAAUUGACAAGUUAGUGAGUGCAGAAAUACCAGAUGAGCACGAGGAUAGCAUUGGAUACAAUGCGGUGAAAAAUUAUAUGAUCCAUGGUCCAUGCGGUAAAGAUGCAACUUAUUCCGCUUGCAUGGUCAAUGGCAGAUGUGGACGUCAUUUUCCCAAGAGGUAUAAUGGAGUUACAUGUUUUGAUGAAUCUGGGUUUCCCAUAUACCGGCGUCGCAACACUGGAAGGACUGUGUUGAGAAAAGGUGUGAUACUUGAUAAUAAAUUUGUUGUUCCUUACAACAGGGAAUUGUUGCUUCGUUUUCAGUGUCACAUCAACCUAGAAAUAUGCAAUAAUUCACGAUCUUUGAAGUACUUAUUUAAGUAUUGCCUAAAAGGCCAUGACACUGCUACAAUGCUUCUAAAGCGGAAGAAUGAUAAUUCUGCGAACAUUGCAUCAGCAGCCUCCAAGUCCAAGAUAUUUGAUGAAGUUAAACAUUACUUGGAUGGUCGAUACGUGUGUGCAUCUGAAGCUGCGUGGAGGAUAUUGGGUUUUGAUAUUCAUUCAAGAUGGCCAUCUGUUGAUCGUCUACCAAUUCAUCUACUAGAGAGCAAAUACGUGAGCUUCAAGACAGGAGAUUCCCUUCAAAAUGUUUGCAAACGUGCAGAUGCGAAAAUGAGCAAACUUGAGGCUUGGUUCGUAGCAAAUCAAAAGCUUCCAGAGGCUAGGAAUUACACAUAUGCUGAGUUUCCUACAUAUUUUACAUGGCUCCCCAAAGAGUGCAAGUGGAAAUAUAGGCAGAGAGGUGAGGUUGUUGGCAGGCUAUCGGAAGUUCAUCCAACUGCUGGUGACCUGCUCUAUCUUCGAAUGUUGUUGUUACGGAAAAAGGGAUGUACUAAAUUUGAGGAUCUUCGCACUAUCGAUGGAGUGUUGCACGAUACAUAUAAAGAGGCAUGUGGUGCCUUGGGAUUGUUGCAGAAUGAUAAACAGUGGCAUGAUGCUUUGUCUGAGAAUGCACAAUCAUCAUUUCCUCAUCAACUUAGGGAGAUGUUUGUGAACAUCCUAUCUUACAGUUCUGUUGCCGAUCCUCAUUUCCUAUGGAAGUGUCACUGGAGGUGCAUGUCCGAAGACAUUUUAGUCAAGCGCCGUAAUGUGACUGGUAAUUUUGAACUAGAACUUACAGAGACCGACUUACAGAAUUAUGCACUUUCAGAAAUUGAGAAGCUCUUUAGCGAUAUUGGAAAAAGUUUGAGAGACUUCCCUGAUAUGCCAUUCCCACCAGAAAUUUACAUUUCAUCUGAUUCCAACCGACUCAUCGCUGAAGAAACUUCCUAUGAUGUUCAAGAAAUGAAGGAAAAACACGACACUAAUCAUAAAAAACUUAAUGCAGAGCAGAAGAUUGUUCACGACUCAGUCAUAAAGUCUGUUAAUACGAAGGAAGGUGGUCUUUUCUUUGUACACGGUUCUGGCGGUUGUGGUAAGACUUUCCUAUGGCAGACGAUAAUUGCUGCACUUCGUGCCAACCGCCAGAUAGUUCUCCCUGUGGCAUCUUCUGGGAUUGCUGCCACGCUUCUCCCUGGUGGGAGGACCGCUCACUCUCGCUUCCACAUACCUCUCAAGCUUGAUUAG